AUGUCUAACUACGAAGACGACAUCGAGCCCAUCGCAGACCCCGGCGAGUCCUCCACUUUGCUUGGCAAACGGCCACGCGGCAACAACGACGAUGCCACAGCAGGCGUCGACGCAUCCACAUCCGAGUCUGCCUUUUCGCGGCUCUCACCUGAACCCGACGAGGAUCUCAAUCUGAGCGAGGGUAAGCAUCCCGUAUGGCUUGUCAAGAUCCCCAAGUUUUUACUCCAGGCAUGGUCCGCCAUCCGCACCGACGAUCUGCGCCUGGGCACGGUUCGAGUCUACGAUCCCGACCAUACGGGCCACCAACGCAUGGAGUUGCUCUUACCCGAUCCACCGCAGCCAGCCGUCCCCACUGAACCAGGCAAGCCCAGGAAUCCGCGGUGGGACACCAUCCCGCGCGCAUACGAUCUCAAGCUAACCUCGGAUUCAGCCUCUACAUUGAAGCGCAACAUCUAUGCGUUCCGAGAAAAACUCGAAGACGUCGAUCCUUCCUCUUCGACUGCCACAGAGAAGCAGGAGGACGAAGAUUCGGACGAUUCGGACGACGGUCAAGGCCGUUCAAAGAAGCGCGGCAAGACACGCCGCAUCACCUCGCUCUGUGGAACUGUCACCAACGAGGCAGCGCUCCAGCCGCAGAUCCGCUCCAAUCUCGCCAGCAUGGACACCAAACCGGGCUCCAGCUCCAACAUGGGCAUCGGUGGAGCCGCGCCCAUCUCGGACUCGUACCGCGAGCUGCUGCGCAAACGACGCGAGGAGGCCUCCAAACCCAAGCGAACCAUCAAGAUGCUCGACUCGACCGAUGCAGGCCGACACAACAUGCUUGUCGCCGGUGUUGGCGCGGGCCUGGCCAACUCGCAGAAAUCGCGCUUCAACGCCGCUAUCUCGUCCAAACCCACAUCGUCGUCUUCUGGCGGUGGCGGCGAGAAGUUCGCUCGUAUGCCCAAGAACGAACUACUCGAUCUGCUGUUUACCUUGUUCGAACGAUGGCAGUACUGGUCCUUGAAGAAGCUGAGGGCUGAGACACAACAGCCGGAGAGCUAUCUCAGGGAGACGUUGACGGGUAUCGCUGAUCUGCACAAGAGGGGUCCCUAUGUGGGCAACUGGAGCUUGAAGCCCGAGUAUUCCGAUCUGCGCAAGGAGCAGGAGAAAGAGCAGCAACAGCAACAGCAGCAAAGAGCUUCGACAUCAACGGCGCAAGCGCAGAAUGACGACGACGAGGAUUAUGGCGAGAACGACAGCGAUGACGAUGACGAUGAUGGAGAGGACUUUGAUGAUGUUGUCUGA
Sporisorium graminicola is the source of this 1284-nucleotide messenger RNA. RefSeq lists its product as uncharacterized. The coding region runs from base 1 to 1284 and encodes 427 amino acids. The transcript has a single exon. Gene Ontology annotation, cellular component: transcription factor TFIIF complex. Lineage: Eukaryota; Fungi; Basidiomycota; Ustilaginomycetes; Ustilaginales; Ustilaginaceae. Gene Ontology annotation, biological process: transcription initiation at RNA polymerase II promoter; transcription by RNA polymerase II. The record is from RefSeq and is a predicted model, not a curated record.